Molecule: messenger RNA, 1300 nt
Organism: Lecanosticta acicola
Lineage: Eukaryota; Fungi; Ascomycota; Dothideomycetes; Mycosphaerellales; Mycosphaerellaceae
Source: the annotation of a GenBank genome assembly
AUGGACUAUAAUGAUCCAUCACGACGACAGUACGCGCAGAAUCCAUACACGGCACAGCAACAGUCGCAUGGUAGCGGACAGACCAGCAGCCAGUACACCGCUCCCGGAACCGUCGAGCGAUUCCGCCAGUCCUCGUACCUCCAGCAAUCUCCCAAUACGGUUCCUUCGACGGGAAGAGCAAGCGGCGAUGCGCAAGUCUAUGGCUUCGCGCAGAGCUCACAAUACGGCGCCGGAGGGUCUGCUCCGGCAGGGUCGAUGCAGUAUCCGUCCGAUCUGCCGAGUCCGGACGUGGCGCGCCAGUCGGACUCGCAGCAGUACGGACAGUACGGGUCCAACGUUAUGUAUGGCAUCACUCAGCCCGGCCAGCAGGCUGCGCAGUCGCCCUACGACCCAGUCUCACGCUACACCCAACCACGGCCUGGUACGGCGUCCGAGACACUGGCGUCCCAAUUCGGCGGUGCGCAGACCGCGCAGUAUUACCUUGCAGGACAGUCAGUUCCCACCAGUGCGACGGUGCCCGACCUGGCGGCACCGCAUCUGCCUUCGCAAUAUCAGAGCGCGGCGUACGCGCAGGCCGGACCUUCUUCGUCGUAUGCCAGUGCGAUGAUCGAUCCCACGCAACCGAGCGCGUACUCCGCGUACGCGACGCAAUACACGCCUCAGUCGAACCAGUCGAUCGACCAGGCGUUCAACAACUAUCAGGCGCAGAUCCGCACGAUCUUCACGCAGGUCCGGGAGGGCUCGCUGCGCGACGUCGGCAAUCUUCUGAUCGAAUGCGCGCACUAUCUCCUGGGCAAUGCGGAAGCUUUGGGUGAGUGUACGGUGUGCGCAUGGGCUGCUGUCUUCGUACUAGAGCUGAUUUGUAGGUCCAGGGCUGACGAGAGACGACGAUAACCUGCACGACGAGCGGAUCCGACUGUGGGACGAGUUCAACCGAGCGUGGCUCUCGACACUACAGGCGCAGUUCGACCUCACACAGGAGUGGAUCGGGAAUCACCAGCCCGUGCGAGAGCCACGCUCCAUCAUGAGCCAGCAGAUUCUGCAGACACUCUCACGCGAGCUGGUGAGACUUUGCGACAGCGUGGAGAAACACGGGCUGGUGGACUAUCAGAUGGGUGUAGCGGAAGAGGAGAUUAUGGAUCGUGAGUGUUGGCCUUGUCUCGACGCGUCGCGAGAACGCUGUGCUAAUCCCACUCUUCCAGUGUUACUUCAGUGCCUUGCUCAGCUGGACCCAGAGAGCACGACUCCUGCAGAAGCCGGUGCCGAAACCUCCUCGUCCGCUGUCGCGAGAAGCCGGUGA